AUGAUCUGGGGUAAGGGCGAUAAGAAGGACGACGACGGCGUCGCGCAUGUCCGCGACGAGCCUCGCCCCGACUUCAGCAAGCAGCACAUCACCCGCGAGAAGCUCCCUCAACAGCUGCAGCAGCUGGUCGACCGUGACGACGACUACUACGAUGAGCUCUCUGUGGAUACGACGGAGACCCCAUACCGGUAUGCAGGCUAUGCGAACCGUAUCCGGACGCUCCUGCUGUCUGCCCAUCGCUAUGUCGCCUACACCUCGGACAUCGGCGAGUCGUUUCGCCCCGUGGCGCAUCCCUGGCUCGUUCGUGGCGCCUAUGCCGUCUCCUGGACAUACAUUCUCGGCGAUGUCGCCCACGAAGGCUACAAGGCGUACCUGCGAAACCGUCGCGUGCUGAUUCCGCCGGGCGAGGCGUACCGAGACGCGACCGACUUGGGAGCGCAACAGAUCAUUCGAGGCAUGGCGACAGGGAACAUUGGCGGCUCCUUGACUUCCAACCACUCGUCGAAGUCGGAGGGGGAUGGGGAGAGCGAUCCGCUCGUACCGUGGCCGACAACGCGCAUUCCGUUGAUAGAGGACUACCGGAUGGUCAUAGCGAAGCGGGCAGUUUUUCAGAGUAUCGCCAGUAUGGCCCUGCCCGCGUUCACAAUCCACUCCGUGGUGAAAUACUCGGGGCGCGCCUUGAAAGAGGCCAAAAGCUCCCUUGUUCGGACCUGGCUCCCGAUUGGGUUGGGUUUGGCUGUCGUGCCAUUGCUCCCGUAUGCCUUCGAUGAGCCGGUAGAGCAGGCUGUGGAAUGGUCGUUCCACACUCUGUGUCGCGGUAUCGGAGGCGAGGAAGCAGUGACACCGGCGCUACCGCCGUCGGAGACCCCUGCCAACAAGGAGAUGCCACUCAGCUCGCUGCUGAAGUUGCAAUCGCAGAAAAAGCGUCUCGAAGAACCUUCGGAGGAGAAACGUGAUACACCUCUAACAUGGGAGGAGUACAAGGAGGAGAAACGGCGAGCGCGGGAGCAGCGCAAGAAGGAGCGUGAAGCCAGUGGAAUAGGUGGCUGGUUUGGGUUUGGGAAGAAGGAGAAGGACGAGUAA
This is a messenger RNA of Rasamsonia emersonii CBS 393.64, 1083 nucleotides long. RefSeq lists its product as uncharacterized. NCBI's taxonomy places the organism in Eukaryota, Fungi, Ascomycota, Eurotiomycetes, Eurotiales, Trichocomaceae. Gene Ontology annotation, cellular component: mitochondrion. Gene Ontology annotation, biological process: mitochondrial fission. Bases 1 to 1083 code for a protein of 360 amino acids. The transcript is spliced from 3 exons. The record is from RefSeq and is a predicted model, not a curated record.